AUGAGCGUUACCUUUGCGGGUGGACGCAGGGGCUGGGCAACAACAAUCCAGUGUCAGCUGUGCAAGAAAUAUGAGCAUGAGCACGCCAGCCACUUUGCAUACUUGAGUGCUGAGAAGUCCGAUGUUUGGGAAUUCGCUUCCCUCCGGGAUGCUGACAUCGAGGUGCUCAUGGCCAGGAUUGAGGCAGAAGAGACCGCAAAGGCCUCAGGCGCAGAGUUGGAUCUGACUGAGGUGGAGAAGGUGAAAUGUCGACGCAGGUUGGGGCAAAAGGAAGUGGUCCAGGCAUGCUUCAAGUGCUGUGGACUGAAGUUGCACAACAAUGAGUUUGCAUUCGCCAAGAUGGCAAAUGGUGCCUGCAUCGAGCCGUCAGUGCCGAACAACCAGUUCAAAAAGCUUAGCAACAAAACAAUGAAGAGUGAGGCAAGUGAAGAAUCUGUGAGAAACCUCUUGGGUCGUGUGGAAAGGACACUUGGCCAGGAAACAGCCCAGAAACUACGUGUAGACUUGACGACACUUCGGGACACCCGUGUGUCAAAGGCAUCAGACUGGGUCUCGCAAUUGUCGAGCACUGAAGUGAAAGCAGAGAUUUUGGAUUGCCAGCUUCUCUGCUCUUGUCAGGUGUGUCACCUGCUUCCUGCGCGUGCAGCCAGCUGGUAUUUGCUGGAGUCGCCUCACACCAGCCGCCGCACCUGGGUUUGCGCCCGCUGUGGCCACAAAUGGGGCGGGUGUGCCAGCCAGCGGAUCUUGGUGGUAAAGGUCACUAGUGGAGCGCAGGCAGUUCUGUGUGAGAUCCCAGCAUCAGUGCCAGCUCAGCUUGAAAACCAAAUGAGCCUACUGCGCUUGGUGCAUGUGGCCCGCAAGUUGAAGCCCGGAGAGCCAUCGGCUGAGGACAUUCUGGCAGUCAUCGGAGAGCUGGCAGCAGUGUCAGAAACACGGAUGAAAGCUUACUCGGUCAUGUUCCAGCAAAAGGCCACGUCUGACUACCAGGAGCGCUUUCACGCUUCCAAGCUCCUUUGUGAGCAUGAAACUUUGUCUCUGCGAGGGCCAGGGCAAAUGUUUCAGGCUUUGGAAGUGCCUCCCGAGCUCCCCCGAAUUGAUCUCGCAGCUCUGCAACAGAUCAUCCACCUUGCUGCGUCCACCUUGGACUUGGAAGUGGUCCGCCAGCAUGAAGAUGUGGGCAAAGAGAAGAAGAGGGCCUUGAACGCAUUGGUCCAUGAUAGCAGUGCUGCGCUGAAGCGCUUCAACAGUAAAGAGGGCUGA
Molecule: messenger RNA, 1260 nt
Organism: Cladocopium goreaui
Lineage: Eukaryota; Dinophyceae; Suessiales; Symbiodiniaceae
Source: the annotation of a GenBank genome assembly